Messenger RNA from Hydra vulgaris (swiftwater hydra), 2108 nucleotides. Lineage: Eukaryota; Metazoa; Cnidaria; Hydrozoa; Anthoathecata; Hydridae. The record is from RefSeq and is a predicted model, not a curated record.
AUCGUUAUUAUUAUUAACUUUACUUAUAUUUUUACUUUAAAAAACAGCUACAUUUUGACUUCCUGAAGUGGCCGAUAGACACAACCCCAAGUUAAUAACAUUAUCGAUGAGCUCAAAGAUAAAAUGUUUGAAAUGAAGGAUGUAUUCGCUAUUGAAAAAAACAACCUUAUAGCUGUAUUUGAAACUUUUCCAAAUGAAUAUGAAAUAUCUUUUGAAUUAUAUUUAACUAAUUUUAUAAAUCAAUGGACGAGCGUACUUCAUUUCACAAUAGGUGAUGAUAAGAGUAAAUACGGCGACAGAAUAUUCAGUUUUUAUUUUUUCAACAACUUUCCUGAAAUUAGUUCGUCAAUCAAUGGAAAUUAUUAUGUAAAAGUACUUUCUUCGCCAUUAAAUUUGAUGGAAUGGAAUAAAUUUUUCAUAAGUCAUUCUUUGUUGAAUGGAAUCUACACUUAUGUCGUCAAAAUGGAUGAUACAGUUAUCAUUACAUUACAAAAUACCAAUGCACAACCUUUUGAGUAUGUUAGACUAUAUACAAGCAAUCCCUGGUAUUAUGCACAACCAGGAUACAUAAGAAACUUAGUUGUGUCAAAUGUAAAUACUAUGCCUUUUUUUACUGUUAACAGCGAACUUGUUUUACAUCAAGGCAAUUAUUUAACCACAAUAAAAAAACUACCGAAAGAGUAUGAAAUAACAUUUGAAGCAUAUUUUACUUCAUAUUUAACAAAUGCCUGGUCAGAUGUAAUAGCUUUCUAUGAUAAUGGCGAACGAGUUUUUGUGAUUACCAUUUAUAAUACUAUUCUUUAUGCUUGCGCAUCUGUUAAUGGUAAGGUUGGCUACUACAUUGAUGUAAAAACAUACAACUUAAAUGAAUGGAUAAAAUUUUCUGUAAAACAAAGUUUCAUAAAUGGUAAUUACAAUCAUGUUGUUCAAAUUGCUGGAAUUAUAGUUGAUGAGCUUCAAAAUACUGCUGCAAAAGUCUUUCAAAAUGUUGAUGUUUAUGCUCCUGCUUACAAUGCACAACCAGGAUUUUUAAAAAAUUUAGUUGUAAUAAAUGCAUGUCCAAUUUGUGAUUUAAUACCAAUGCUGUCCAACAAUAGCUAUGAAGGAGCAAUUUAUCUGCUUGUAAAUAUAACAACAAAUCCAGAAUGUUUAAGUUAUCUUCAAAAUGUAAAUAUCUAUCUGCAACCUGAAUCAUUACUAAUUUUCAAGAGAUUUGUUUGGUUUGGUUCAAGUAUGAAUGUUUCUAAUGUUCAAAAAAACGGCAAAUCUUUUAUCAUUAAUAUCGAUUCGGAACUCUGUCUCAUCGGAUUUUUCUCAAGUUUUCGGAGUUUAAGAGAAAUCAAGAACCUUCAACGGAACUCCAACAAAGUUUUUGAAAAAAAUCUUUUUUUUCUGGUUGGAAGUCUCACUAAAAACCUAUAUGCAACCUUUUCAAUUAUUUUUUCUUAUGAAAGUGUACCUAAGAAAAAAAGCAACGUUUCGAUCAUUGCUGGUUAUAGCUGGAACUAUUUUUGUGAAGAUCCUGGCGUGAAAUACAAAAAUCAAACAAUAAUGAUAUUACUCAAUAGACCAAUACCACCAGUGAAUAAGAUACAUCCAACAUGGAACUACGAACAACCAGAUAUUUAUACAUCAUUGAUGUAUGAAACUCGACAAUUUGUAUGUCAGAUCAUUCAAAAGAGACAAUCUAGCCCUUGUUAUCAGCGUGAAAUAUCAUCUGGAGUUAUUAACUUUCUUCCAAUUCAAGUAAUAGAAGUAAUUGGUUACGAUCCAAACACCACACUAAUUUAUGGACUUACAACUAGAAAUAAUUUAAUUGAGGUUGACAUCAGUACAAGAAAACCUUUUGUUAUAACAAAAGAAAGAUGUUUGAAUGUACCUCUUUGUGAGAAGUUUUUAAGUAGAAAGUGAUCUUUUAUUUUAAGUGUUUUUAAUAUAUCUUUUUACACCUUUUUUUAUUCUAUUUGUAUUUAACUUGCAAAAAAGUUUAAAUUUUUUUAAUUUUACAAUAAUAUUCCACAAUACUGUUUAAAGCACAUAAAGAUGUAAAUAAUUUAUAAAAGAUGUGAAUUUAUAAAAGAUGUAUUGUAACGUGUCUUAAAAAAAAU